Molecule: messenger RNA, 2976 nt
Organism: Ostreobium quekettii
Lineage: Eukaryota; Viridiplantae; Chlorophyta; Ulvophyceae; Bryopsidales; Ostreobiaceae
Source: the annotation of a GenBank genome assembly
AUGCGGGGGGAUCGCGAUCAUGGCGCGGGGGUGCCAGGCCGGGGGCGCGGCCAGGCCGGACGCGGCGGGAGCAUGGACACGGGCGUUCAGAGGGCGCAGCUGGAGAAGAGGACGUUCGAGAAUGCGAAGAAGGUUGGGGAGGAGACUGGGGUGAGAGGGGGGGAGGCGGGAGCAGUGCAGAGGAGCCAGGGGGGUGCAGGAGCAUCUGGGCGGUCCAGGGAGGGGGGGUGGGGGAUUGGUGGGCUGCAGGAGAGCUGGGAGGGGCACCAUUCGAAGCGGGCGUGGGGGCGGGGCAGCGAUGCGGACCGCCGGGGGCGCCGGGAGACGGACGGGGUGGCAUCCAGGCAUUCGGGGGGUGACGAUGGGGCGAGAUGGCAGGGAGAGGGCUCCAGGGGUUUGAGCCGGGGGGGUGCCCACCGGGGGGCCACGGCGGGCCCCGGUCCCGGUGGGUCACCCAGCGGCGGAGUGUCUGAAAGGGACGUGCUGUCGGGGCAGCGUGAGAUGAGGAGCCCUGUUCAGGCGGCGGAUGCAUCCGCGGAGCGGCGACAGGGCAGUGCCGGCCGUCAAUGGGGGCAAGAAGCGGGGGCUGCGGCGAGAGGUGCGGGAUCAGCGCCGUCGAGCAGCGGCUUGCGGGACUCCAGAGGCUAUCCGCAGGGACUGGGACCCGCAUCCGACGUCAGUGAUCCGGCAUUUCCUCCGCAGCCAUUCGCCAGCGGGGAUUCGGAAAACGUUGCGCAGUCAAACGAUGGCGGGCGCUGGCAGCCCGCGCAGGCGGGUGACUCCAACGGGAAGGGAUUUCAGGGACAGGAUGGUGGCGGUGGAGGGAUUGUAACAGCACCAUUGGCUGCCAGCCCGCGAUCCGUGGAAGGGAGCUCGCAGUGGAGACCCGCCCAGGUGACAGGCGGCCAGGCAGGUCCAGGCCCGGCCCAGACGUCACACUGGAAGAUGUCCGAUGAGGAUAUCCAGUUUGGGUAUCGCCAAAUGCAGCUGCAGAAACAGUUGCUGCAGGUUGGGAUUGAUAUUCCAAGGCCAACCGCCAGCAAGGAGUACCGGCUGUUGUGUCCACAAUGUGAUGGUGGAAGCACAGCAGAGGCGUCACUGUCUGUGGGUAUUGGAGAUGAGUACGAGGUAGCGUUGUAUCAUUGCCAUCGUGCCACAUGCGGAUGGGAAGGGUCGGUUUAUGCGGAUGGACGGCCAGUAUCCCGUUUGAAAGCGUUCUUGUCAAAGCCCAUGCGCAUGAAUGAGGCGCCGAUAAAGCCAAAUCCGAAAUUCCAGCCCCUGUCUCCAGACAUGAUAGAAUUCUUUACAAAGAGAAAGAUAUCCAAAAAGACACUGGAGAGGAACAAGAUUGCGAUGGAGGUCGAACAUGGAGUGCCAGUAAUCGCUUUUCCAUAUUUCAGGGAUGGAGAGCUGAUAAACAUCAAAUACAGAUCCCUUGACAAGAAAUUCAGACAGGUGAAGGGUGCAGAGAAAAUCCUGUAUGGCCUGGACGACGUGAAGGAUGCAGAAGUGGUGAUAGUGGUCGAGGGGGAGAUCGACAAAUUGUCCCUUGAAGAGGCUGGCUACCGCAAUGUGGUGUCUGUUCCAGAUGGUGCGCCUGCAAAGGUCAAGGAAGGCGAGCUCCCCCCCAAGGACGCUGACAAAAAGUUUUCAUUUGUGUGGUCCUGCGAGGCGGUCUUUGAGUAUGCCAGCAGGGUAGUGCUUGCAACAGACAAUGAUGAGCCAGGGUUUGCGCUGGCGGAAGAGCUGGCACGGAGGAUUGGUCGAGAGAAGUGCUUCAUGGUGAAGUGGCCCAGCAGCAAGGAUAUGCAUUUUGUCUUGGAGGAUGGUGAAAUGCCGCAACAAGAGGACGACCAGGACUGGGCAAGGAAAGAUGCUAAUGAGGUGCUGGUGAAGGAUGGGGUUAAACACUUGAGGGCAUUUGUUGAAGCGGCAGAGCCUAUUCCUUAUAUGGGCUUACAUAGAUUUGCAGAGUACUGGGACGAAAUCAUGGGCCAAUACAUCUCCAUGUCAACUGCUUCAACAGGAUACUCAACAGGCUGGAGUGGCAUCGACAGAUACUACCGGGUGGUGCCAGGGGAGCUCACUGUGGUCACUGGGGUGCCCAACUCGGGCAAGUCGGAGUGGCUGGAUGCUCUGGCAUGCAACCUCACAGAGAACUAUGGAUGGGCCUUCGCUUUUUGUGCCAUGGAGAAGAAUGUGGGAGAUCAUGGCCGGCAGCUAAUGGAGAAGCACUUAAAAAAGCCGUUCUUCAGCCACGUGAACUAUGCCGAGGGUGCAGAGCGCAUGUCCCUUGAGGAGGUGAAGAAGGGGAUCGAGUGGCUAGACGAUUGGUGCCAUUUGAUUCGCUGUGAAGGCGAUACAUUGCCCAGCGUGGACUGGCUGCUGGAUCUGGCGCGGGUCGCAGUCCGAAGAUAUGGCAUCCGUGGCCUGGUGAUCGACCCCUACAACGAGAUCGACCACACCCGCAAGUACAACAUGAGCGAAACGGAGUUUGUGAGCCAGAUGCUGUCCAAGAUAAAGCGCUUUGCCCAGCACUACGGUGUGCACGUUUGGCUUGUGGCCCACCCGCGCCAAUUGCACAACUGGCAGCCCAGCCAGGUGCCCAGCCUGUACGACAUCAGUGGCAGUGCCCAUUUCGUCAACAAGUGUGAUGCGGGCAUCGUGAUCCACAGGAACUGGGACAGGGAGCAGGGGGGGGACCCCCUGCAGGUGUGCAUCAGUGUGAUGAAGAUGAGGAACAAGGCGGCGGGGACCAUAGGCAAGAGCUACCUGCGGUACAGCAAGUCUCAUGGGACGUACAUCGACAUGGGUGACGCUGGCGCCAGGAUGUCUCAUAGUGGUGACCCCAUGAGAUUUCGCAGUGCCUCGGAUGCGGUCCAGGGCCUGGGGCGCCGAAGCGGGGCGGACGAGGUGGACGAGCACACGGAUUUUGAAGACGACACGACGAGCCAAUCGGUUCAAAUAUACAGCUGA